Molecule: messenger RNA, 2424 nt
Organism: Durio zibethinus
Lineage: Eukaryota; Viridiplantae; Streptophyta; Magnoliopsida; Malvales; Malvaceae
Source: RefSeq, a predicted model, not a curated record
UAACUGAUUCCUACUCAACGUUAGCAUCUUCUGCAUUCUAAAAUCAAAAUCCAAGCGUCCUAAACAAUACCUUUCUUUCCAUCUUCCGGGGUCAAGUUUGUUUAUUUGGUUGUAGUUUUUAAGGAUAUAAAAGUAACAAAGGUUCAGAAGGGACAAAGUUGCAGGUUCCUAGCUUGUGAGUUGUGACUCUGGACCGGCAUAGAGACAAAAAAGAAACUUCCCCUCGGUUCCAGGGAAGGACAUUUCCUGCACUUCCAGACAAAGUAAAGAGUGACUGAGAGGACCCACACUCACAUCUUAUUAGUGUCAGUUGAUGCAUUCUCUCUUCUUUCUUUUUCGGGAUCUUCUUUUAUGAACCGGCAGUACUUUUCCUUUAGGAAAUUGCAUAUGCCACUCGUCCUUUCAUUGGGGUUACCAUACACUUGUCUUCAACAAUAAUUCUCUGCUUUUGGGUUAACAAAAGCAGCACCAUUGGGCUGGGAUCCCUUGUGAUGAUGCCUCUGGUUGGUAAUCUCUCCGACAAGUAUGGAAGGAAGGCUUUGCUUAUGGUCCCCAUGACUCUCACCAUCAUUCCUUUAGCUAUAUUGGCUUACAGCAGAACGAGGAGCUUCUUUUAUGCCUACUACGUUCUCAAGAUUCUCACUGCCAUGUUUUGUGAAGGAAGCGUCCACUGCCUAUCCCUCGCUUACGUGGCAGACAAUGUUCCGGAAGGGCGAAAAGCAUCAGUUUUUGGGAUCCUAUCUGGCAUUGGAUCUUGUGCCUUUGUCUGCGGAACUCUGUCCACCCGUUUUCUCUCUAAUGCCUCCACUUUCCAGGUUGCGGCAGCAAUGGCCACGCUGUCAGCGGUUUACAUGAGGAUUUUCCUCCCGGAUUCGAUCAUAAAUGACAAUCUUUCUACUCCAAUUAUCUCGGGAGGGAAACUUGAUGGUAUUGUUAAUCCGGAUGAGUCAGGCAAGAAAAUACAGAUGUUUAAAACUAUGCCUUCAAUAGAGGAUAUGCUUGCCUUGUUGAAGAGCAGCUUGACGUUUUCGCAAGCAGCAAUUGUUUCAUUUUUCAGCAAUCUUGCUGAUGUGGGCCUCCAUGCUUCAUUAUUGUACUAUUUAAAGGCCAGGUUUCACUUCAACAAAGAUCAGUUUGCUGACUUAAUGGUCAUUACUGGAGUUGCAGGGACAAUAUCCCAGCUGCUUCUUAUGCCCAUACUAGUUCCUGUUUUCGGGGAGGAGAGAUUGCUGUCAAUAGGGCUUUUCUUUAACUGUGCACAUAUGAUCUUCUAUAGCAUUGCUUGGUCCUUCUGGGUAUCUUAUGCAGCAGCUGUGUUCGCCUUAUUCUAUGUUUUUUCACAGCCAUGCAUACGGAGCAUCGUAUCUAAACAAGUUGGGCCCUGUGAGCAGGGGAAGGCUCAAGGGUUCAUUUCAGGCAUAGGUUCCUUUGCCAAUGUUGCUUCUCCCUUGGUUUUCUCUCCUCUAACAGCUUUGUUCCUGUCAGAAAGAGCACCAUUUUAUUUCCCUGGUUUCAGUAUUAUGUGUGUUGGUUUUGCCUCGAUGAUAGCCUUUGUCCAGAGUCUGAUGAUGAGAGCCAUUUCUCCAAUUUCAAGUCAAAGAGUUGGCAACUGCAACCACAUGGAAGCCUAGCAAGGAAUGUGUGUUCCAAACCCUGAAUCAUUUCUUACUGGACCUUGUUAUUAUUUUCGAAACUCUUUCAACAGUACGUAUAUAUUAAUUAGUAGUAACCGCUAGAAAUGUUUCAGUAGAAUUUCUUAAGUUGAAAUGGUCCUUUAUAGCUAUGCAAGCUGAAGCUUUCCAACCAUUUCAAUUGGUAUUAUAUAGAUAUGGAGCUUGCUCGAUCGUUGCUGCAGAAAGGAGCCUGCUCAUAGUACUAAUGUUUUAUAUCAUUCAAAGCGAGAACAUCCCUUGAACUUUGUAUAAUAAUUAGGAUUAAGUAGUAGCUAGAGAGAGACAACCAGGUUGGCUUGGCAUGAAAUGAAAUGAAGCUUUCUUGCAGAAGAAAUGCAAGAACUGGGGUCAUAAGCAAAUAUAAGGAUAUUUUUGUGGAUUUUUUUCACAUUCAUCACAAAAAGUGUGAAAACUUGAUGAAAAUGGGUAAGUAAAGCUUCACUCCAUACUCCAUACGCCGACCAAAAAAAAAAAAUGCUUCACUCCUUGGGUAGUCAUGGAUUUGGUGGCAUUAAUUGUAAUUUGUUCUCAACCGUCGGCUCUGACGGUGCCACCACGUGGCUGACAACUAUGAAAUUGUUGAAGCCCAUCCUUUCCAUCAGUUCAGUUUAUCCCUCAACGCCACACAUUUGUGAAACAGGUAGCUUGACCAUAACUCACAUCUUUAAGCAUAAUUUCUUCAAAUAUGCUUCCAUAAAUGGUGCUCUCUUUGCUUCUUCCAACUUAAUUUUGAUUGAAUUUGAUCUGAUUA